GGCGCGGGAGUGCCACAGUCGGAACAAAAAGUCCCCUAUUUAACAAAGCCUUCGGUAACGCUGUUUAGCCUCCCACCGUGCGUCGCAACGCUAAGCUAAGCUAAGCUAAACUAGCAACGGCGGUUAACCGUCCACCACCACAUUUGACCCUGUGUGUGCCAUGAUGAACUAGUCAUCCGGGCUGUGUGUAUGGAAGAUGGCGACACUCAUCAUCCCCGGUGAAUGGUUCAAAAACUGGGACAAAUCGGGAAAACACGAAUUUGUACAACUCUGCAAGGAACGUACAGAGAAAACAGAUCAUGGAAGUGAGGUUAAAGCAGAUGUACAAGCUGCCUUAUAUGAGCUCUGCUGGCAAGUUGUACGAGGGAACCUGAAGUUGGACCAUGUAGCCAGCGUCCUUGGGGACAUGAUGGAACUCCGAGAUGACAUGCCAUCAAUUUUAGCAGAUGUCUUCAGUAUACUAGAUUCGGAAACUGGUGCACUGGAAGAGAAAAACAAGCGUGAUAAUUACACACAGCUGGUCGGAGCGUGUUUGUUUUUUAUUCCAGAUGCUAUCCUGAAGGAGAGGUUGGAUCCAGAAACCCUUGAAUCUCUUGGACUCAUAAAACAAGCCCUUCAGUUCAAUCAGAAGAUUGUAAAAAUCAAGACUAAACUCUUUUACAAGCAACAGAAGUUUAACUUGCUAAGGGAAGAGAAUGAAGGCUAUGCCAAACUUAUCACAGAGCUUGGCCAAGACCUCUCAGGCAACAUCACCAGCCAUUCUGUCCUCGAAAACAUCAAGUCCCUCAUAGGAUGUUUCAACUUGGAUCCUAAUCGUGUUUUGGACAUAAUCCUGGAGGUGUAUCAGAGUCGAUCUGAUCAAGAUGAGUUCUUCCUAGCUCUCAUCAAGUCCUACAUGUGUGAGCCCCUCACAUUGUGCCACAUCUUGGGCUUUAAGUUCAAAUUUUAUCAGGAGCCCAAUGAGGAAACCCCUAAGUCCCUUUACCACAUUGCUGCUGCUCUGCUUCACCACAACUUGAUAGAGCUGGAGGAUCUAUAUGUGCAUCUUAUGCCCGUGGAUGCCACCAUCAUAGAAGAACACAAACGAGUCAUCUCAGACGCUAAGCAGAUUGCCCGCAAGUUGGUCAUGGUUGUGUUGCCCUCAGAGAAGAGUGAAGACAAAGAAAAGGAGAAAGAGAAGGAAGAGGACAAAAAUGAGAAGCCACCUGAUAACCAGAAGCUUGGUCUUUUGGAAGCACUACUCAGAAUUGGAGACUGGCAACACGCCCAGAGUAUUAUGGACCAGAUGCCUUCAUUCUAUGCUACAUCUCACAGGGCCAUUGCACUGGCACUAUGCCAGCUUCUGCACCUAACUGUGGAACCUCUUUACAGAAGGGCUGGUGUCCCAAAAGGAGCUAGGGGAUGUGUAAUGCACCCACUGAGGAACAAGCAAGCCCCUAGGCCUGCAGAGAGCUUUGAGGACCUUCGCAGGGACACGUUCAGUAUGCUCUGUUACCUGGGACCUCACCUCUCCCAUGACCCUAUCCUCUUUGCCAAAAUUGUGCGCCUGGGCAAGGGCUUCAUGAAAGAGUACCAAAAUGAUGCCAGGUCAGAUGUCAAAGAAAAGGAAAUACUACUGAGUUGUUUCCUGUGCAUUGCAGACCAGGUGCUACUCCCUUCACUCUCCCUCAUGGAGUGCAAUGCUUGCAUGUCUGAGGAAUUGUGGGGGCUCUUCAAACUGUUUCCUUACCAGCACAGGUACCGGUUGUAUGGACAAUGGAAGAAUGAGACAUAUUCCAGUCAUCCACUUCUGGUUAAAGUCAAAGCUCAGACUGUGGAAAGGGCCAGAUACAUUAUGAAGCGAUUGACCAAAGAGAAUGUGAAACAAUCUGGAAGACAGAUUGGCAAGCUGAGCCAUAGCAAUCCUACCAUCCUCUUUGAUUAUAUGCUCUCUCAGAUCCAGUGGUACGACAACCUCAUUGUUCCAGUGGUGGACUCAUUGAAAUACCUCACAUCCCUCAACUAUGAUGUCUUGGCUUAUUGCAUAAUCGAAGCUCUAGCCAAUCCAGAGAAGGAGAAGAUGAAACACGAUGACACUACCAUCUCCUCAUGGCUCCAGAGUCUGGCAAGUCUGUGUGGAGCUGUGUUCAGAAAAUACCCAAUUGAAUUGGCUGGCCUUCUUCAGUAUGUCACUAACCAGCUAAAGGCAGGCAAGAGUUUUGACCUGCUUAUCCUAAAAGAGGUUGUGCAGAAAAUGGCCGGCAUCGAGAUCACAGAUGAGAUGACCUCAGAGCAGUUAGAGGCCAUGACCGGAGGGGAGCAACUUAAAGCUGAGGGUGGCUAUUUUGGCCAGAUCAGGAACACUAAGAAGUCAUCACAGCGUCUGAAGGAUGCCCUACUGGACCACGAACUGGCCUUACCACUGUGUCUACUCAUGGCCCAGCAACGGAACGGUGUGGUUUUCUUAGAAGGUGGAGAAAAGCACCUCAAACUUGUUGGCCAUCUCUACGAUCAGUGUCAUGACACAUUGGUCCAGUUUGGUGGCUUUCUGGCCUCCAACCUCAGCACAGAGGACUACAUCAAGCGUGUUCCCUCUAUUGACAUCCUCUGUAACCAGUUCCACGCUCCACAUGAUGCUGCGUUUUUCCUGUCUCGGCCAAUGUAUGCCCAUCAGAUUUUGUCCAAGUACGAUGAGCUGAAGAAAGCAGAGAAAGGUAACCGGCAGCAGCAGAAGGUGCAUAAGUAUGUUGCAGCCUGUGAACAGGUGAUGACUCCAGUGCACGAGGCUGUGGUGUCUCUCCAUUCUACCAGGGUCUGGGAUGAUCUCCGCCCUCAAUUCUAUGCCACCUUCUGGUCCCUCACCAUGUACGACCUGGCUGUGCCUCAUUCUGCCUAUGAACGUGAGGUCAACAAACUGAAAGUCCAGAUCAAAGCCAUCGAAGACAACCAAGAGAUACCCAUGAAUAAGAAAAAGAAGGAGAAGGAACGCUGUACUGCCCUGCAGGAGAAACUGCAGGAGGAAGAGAAAAAACAGUUGGAGCAUGUACAAAGGGUUCUGUACCGCCUCAAACUGGAGAAGGACAACUGGUUGUUGGCCAAAUCCACAAAGAAUGAGACUAUUACAAAGUUCCUGCAGCUCUGUUUGUUCCCACGCUGCAUCUUCUCUUCCAUCGAUGCUGUUUACUGCGCCCGCUUUGUCGAACUGGUCCAUCAGCAAAAGACGCCCAACUUCUGCACUCUUUUGUGCUAUGACAGGGUUUUCUCUGCUAUCAUAUACACUGUGGCCAGCUGUACGGAGAAUGAGUCUCACCGCUACGGACGUUUCCUCUGCUGCAUGCUGGAGACGGUGACCCGUUGGCACAGCGACCGCGCAAUCUAUGAGAAGGAAUGUGUGAACUACCCAGGCUUCCUGACUAUCUUCAGAUCAUCAGGCUUUGAUGGAGGAAACAAAGCAGAUCAGCUCGACUAUGUGAACUUCCGGCAUGUGGUGCACAAAUGGCACUACAUGCUGACUAAAGCUUCUGUUCACUGCCUGGAGACUGGGGAUUACACGCACAUCCGAAAUAUUCUCAUUGUGCUUACCAAGAUCCUCCCCUGCUACCCCAAGGUUCUGAACUUGGGUCAAGCGCUUGAGUGCCGCGUCCACAAGAUCUGCCUCGAGGAGAAGGACAAGAGACCCGACCUCUAUGCCUUGGCAAUGGGUUAUUCAGGUCGGUUGAAAAGCCAGAAGGUGCACAUGGUCCCUGAGAAUGAAUUUCACGACAAGGAGCAGCCAGCACGCAGUGCCACCCCUGCCAGUCAACAGAACGGCCCCGGCAACAUGGGCAAGCCUGCCGCCAGCACGAGCAAGACUGAGGAGGGGACGUCAGAGGAUGGUGAUCGGGGAAAGGACAAAUCUCAGGGCACCACGAAGCCAGUGAAUAAAGCCAACAGUGCAGCAGCCAAAGUCACCACCAGCAACGGGAACGGUGCUCUCAACAGCACCAAAGCCAGUAAAGAACGGGAUGACAAAGAGAAGAGUGGGAAAGAAAAAAAAGAGAAAAAGGAAAAGACGCCAGGCAGCACCCCUGAGGCCAAGGGUGACAACCGUCGGGAGAAGCAAAGAGAUGAGAGGGCUGGAAAAGAUGAGCGGUUGGUACGUGAGGGUAAGGAGAAGACCCCCAAGGCAGACAGGGAGAAAGCAAAGGUCGAGGAGAAGAGCAGCAAAGAUGACAAGGCCAAAGCCGGCAAUGGGGAGCCGAUGGAGCCAUCCAGGGAGCGCGAUGCCAUCAAGGAGUCCAAGAGCAAGGAGAAGGGAGACAGAAGUACAGUGGCCGGAUCCAUCAAGUCAACAAUUCCCAGAGCGGAGUCAGCAGAGUCUGAGAGGGAUCACAAAAGACGAAAGCUCGACAGUCACGCUUCUCCAUCCCACUCCUCGACACUUAAGGACAAUAGCAACGAACCCAAGGAGCCCACAUCCAAGCAUCACAUCACCUACAAUUCAGUAGCCCGAUCCAAGAGCAGAGAGAGGGAGACGGAGAAGAAAGAUUCAGAGAACGCACGGGGCCGAUCUAAAGAGAAGAAGGAAGAAAAGGAUCGGAAAGAAAGGAAACGAGAUCAUAUAGUCAGUGACCGUGACACAAGCCAAGAGUCCAAACGUAGAAAGGAUGAGAAUGGCACCAAUUCCUCAAAAAACAGCAAGAGCACAAGUCCUUCCUGUGACUCGCCACUUUCAGGUGAAAAGGAGAAGAGCAAAAGAUCCAAAUCUUCCAGUAAAGAGAAGACUGUGUCUGUGAAACCUGAGCGAACGUCUUCUGGUGGUAAAAAGGAGUCCAGACAUGAUAAAGAGAAAUCUGAGAAGAAGGAGAAGAGGGAAAGCAGUGGAGGAAAGGAAGAGAAAAAGCACCAUAAAUCGUCUGACAAGCACAGAUAAUGUGCACUCGAUAAAUCUAAUCUGUUAAGCAGAACUGGAGAAGGUGUGCUUUUAUCUGCCAACAUCAGCUGUACUACGUUAACUCAGACUCUCAUUUCUGCCUGUUUUUCUGUAAACUCCCUGCCCUUGUGUUGUUGUCUGUCGUUACUUAAAAUAGUUACUUUCCACCUCAGUACACAGUUAAUCAGCUACAAUGAAUAUUUUGUCUUUUUCUUUUUCUUAUUAUUCAAUAUGGGUUCAAUGUGUUGCUCUGUUCAUGGAUAUUUUUCUCUAAUUGGAAAUGUGGCUAUGUAUGAAAUGUCUGGAAGGGAUCUGGUCAUAGAUUCAAUUAUCUUAUGCUUGAAAUUUUGUAAUUCUUUUUUGGUAUAUGUUGUCAGGCUUUGCUCUUUGCUUGUUUUAUUGGAGUUAACAUGCUUUCCAUACUCACUUACCUCAUAUUCUUUUGAGACGCGCAGAUAAAUAUUUAUUUAUCUCCACCUUUUAAUCUGAGUGAGCCAGCAGGCACAAGUGAGGAAAAUUAUACAAAGGACCAGUUUGUAUAUUAUGUACAAUAAUAAAGAGGGUAACAUGAAAUUCACAUGUUAUUUCUUUUUUGUUUUGUUUUCCUUUAUAGAUGUCACUUACAGUCCUUUUCGUGAUUUUGUGUCAAUCCGGUUUUUACAUAAUUUAUAAAAAGCCUGUUCAACCUUCUCAUGUAGAGUUGAAAAAAAAAAAAACAGACCAAAAAAACAAACACACACACACACACACACACACUCUGUACUCCAAAUGCAACUGUUUAAUUGACUUUUGGAGAUUUUAUCUGCUGUACUCAAUGAGUGUAAGCUUUUUUUUAAAAAAACAAAAACCAAUAAAUAAUAGUUUUCCUAG
Messenger RNA from Solea senegalensis (Senegalese sole), 5761 nucleotides. RefSeq names its product THO complex 2 (gene thoc2). Gene Ontology annotation, biological process: mRNA processing; mRNA export from nucleus. Gene Ontology annotation, molecular function: mRNA binding. Gene Ontology annotation, cellular component: THO complex part of transcription export complex. The coding region runs from base 197 to 4891 and encodes 1564 amino acids. The transcript is spliced from 39 exons. NCBI's taxonomy places the organism in Eukaryota, Metazoa, Chordata, Actinopteri, Pleuronectiformes, Soleidae. The record is from RefSeq and is a predicted model, not a curated record.